CACAUGGAACGUCUUCCUCUGGAUAAGGACGAGAGAGCCGUACGCAUUACCCGUGUUUGCCAAAAUGUGUUUCAUGUACCAGAAACUACUGCUCAUGGCUCAUAUUGCCCUAGAAAAGGGUGCGUGUAUCGUUUUGAUAAGAAUGGUUUGAUGAGAAAUAAAAGUGACUAUGGUGGUGGUACGAAGCAACAGUCAGGAACCGUUUCAUUGAGAAGGAUGGAAGAAUGA
Strongylus vulgaris is the source of this 228-nucleotide messenger RNA. The record is from the annotation of a GenBank genome assembly. NCBI's taxonomy places the organism in Eukaryota, Metazoa, Nematoda, Chromadorea, Rhabditida, Strongylidae.